ACCCCUUUUGCCUUUAAAUCCCAUUAACGCUCUUUCAUAACGCCAAACCCCUCUCUCUGUCUCUGUUUCUCUUACUCUCUCUCUCUCUCUCUCUCUCUCUCUCUCUCUCUAAAACUAUGUGUAAGUCAUCUUCUUCCUCACUUUUCUGCAAUUCCAAACCAGAGCCACAUCAAAACAACCAUUCCUCAAUCAAAGUACAAGAAUCCGACCCACUCUCACCUUUGAUCCCAAAAACACCAACAUUUGAGGAACACAAUCAGAACCCCAAAAAAACCAACCUUUCUCUUGCUUUUACAGAAUCAAAAUGCAUAUUCAACGUAGCUUUUCCUAUGGUUUUAACAGGGCUUUUAUUGUAUUCCCGUUCUAUGAUCUCCAUGCUAUUUCUCGGCCGUCUCGGCGAGCUUGCUUUGGCGAGCGGUUCCCUAGCAAUCGGCUUUGCUAAUAUUACAGGGUACUCUGUUUUCUCUGGUUUAGCUAUGGGGAUGGAACCAAUUUGCGGUCAAGCUUUCGGAGCGAAAAGAUUCAAACUUCUUGGCCUAACCAUGCAGAGAACCGUUGCUCUGCUUUUGCUCACUUCGAUUCCAACAGCAUUUUUAUGGUGCAACAUGAAGAAAAUCUUGGUUCUGUUUGGCCAGCAAGAAAAUAUAGCCACCGAAGCACAAUCUUACAUUCUUUAUUCACUUCCGGACCUCAUUGCUCAAACCCUUUUGCACCCUUUGCGAAUCUAUCUCAGAACUCAAUCCAUUACUCUGCCUCUCACAUACUGUGCAAUCUUUGCCAUUCUUCUUCACGUUCCCAUCAACUACUUUCUAGUUCAUGUUCUUGAUCUUGGAAUCAAAGGCGUCGCAUUGAGCGGCGUUUGGACCAAUUUCAACCUCGUAGGUUCGCUGAUUGUCUAUGUGAUAAUCUCCGGAGUCUAUAAGAAAACUUGGGUUGGGAUUUCCUUGGAUUGUUUGAGAGGUUGGAAAUCUCUGUUGAGCCUCGCAAUCCCGAGUUGCAUAUCGGUAUGUCUCGAAUGGUGGUGGUACGAGAUCAUGAUUUUGCUCUGCGGUUUGCUGAUUAAUCCCCAAGCAACCGUAGCAUCAAUGGGUGUUCUGAUUCAAACAACAGCUUUGAUAUACAUUUUCCCAUCUUCUUUAAGUUUUAGUGUUUCAACAAGAGUUGGGAAUGAGCUCGGUGCUAAUAAUCCCAAAAGAGCGAAAUUCUCAGCCCUUGUUGGUCUGUCUUUGAGCUUUGUAUUGGGAUUUUCAGCAUUGUUGUUUGCUGUAAUGGUGAGGAAGACUUGGGCAAGCAUGUUUACAAAAGAUGCAGAGAUUAUAGCUUUGACAUCGAUGGUUUUGCCUAUAAUUGGAAUGUGUGAGCUUGGAAAUUGUCCUCAGACAACCGGUUGUGGAGUUUUGAGAGGAACAGCAAGGCCAAAACUUGGAGCAAAUAUCAAUUUGGGUUGCUUUUACCUGGUUGGGAUGCCAGUUGCUGUUUGGUUGGGUUUCUUUGCUGGGUUUGAUUUUAGGGGACUUUGGCUUGGUCUUUUGGCUGCACAGGGCUCGUGCGUGUUGACCAUGUUGUUUAUUUUGUCGAGGACCAAUUGGGAAAUUCAAGCUCAGAGAGCCAAAGUGCUAACAGGAACUGUCACUGUUGAUGAUGAAAAACGACAAGAAGAGGAGGAAGACGAGACAAGAGAACCAGUUUGAUGAUUUAUUAUACAAGACGAGACAAGAGAACCAGUUUGAUGAUUUAUUAUGUAUACAUUUAUUAUUAUUAUUAUUAUUAUUAUCAAAAUCCCACGUUGAUUAAUGUAGUAGUAUAGAUUGAAAAUAGUGCAAUCAAAAAAAAAAAAAAAAGAGUAUAUUCAUGUAAUUAAAAUCAUGGGAUUGUGAAGUAGGUAGAGAGCUCUUUUUGUUUAUUCAUUGUUUUUCUUUGUUUUCUUUUAGUUCACAAUUGAAGUUGGGGGAAAUAGCAAAAUCGUACUUUUUUUUUUUU
This is a messenger RNA of Ziziphus jujuba (common jujube), 1980 nucleotides long. Its product is annotated as protein DETOXIFICATION 49. The coding region runs from base 117 to 1691 and encodes 524 amino acids. Gene Ontology annotation, cellular component: membrane. Gene Ontology annotation, biological process: xenobiotic detoxification by transmembrane export across the plasma membrane. Gene Ontology annotation, molecular function: antiporter activity; xenobiotic transmembrane transporter activity. Lineage: Eukaryota; Viridiplantae; Streptophyta; Magnoliopsida; Rosales; Rhamnaceae. The transcript has a single exon. The record is from RefSeq and is a predicted model, not a curated record.